Messenger RNA from Cylindrotheca closterium, 969 nucleotides. The record is from the annotation of a GenBank genome assembly. Lineage: Eukaryota; Bacillariophyta; Bacillariophyceae; Bacillariales; Bacillariaceae.
AUGGUUUCAUCUUCAGCUUUUGAUUCUGACGAUGACUUCAUCUUUGGUGUCGAUUUAUCCAAUCUUGAUGUCUCGGAAAUCGUGGACGAGGGAAUCUCAUCGUUUAUUCACGAAGAAGAAUCUUCGCAAUCAUAUCAAAAGCCGGACUACUCUUCUAGAAUAACAAACCUACUGUCUACCACAACAAGGUUUCCAGUCCUCGAGACUCCCGUCACACAAUUGCAAUUCGACAAUCUCUUCUCUUGGGCUACAAGCAUAGGGGCUGAACUUGAUGGUAUCGCUUGUGUAGAGGAUAUUUAUGGUGGCCGAGGACUGGCAGCUAGACAAAAAUUUGUGGUGGGAGAUAUGCUAGCCAUACUCCCUAGGGAGCUACGAAUCGGCCAAACUGUGGCCUGCAAACAUUUGGGGAUUCCAAGCGAUACACCUGAUCUGUCUGCUCUUAGUAUGUUUCUGUUGGAUUUGGCAUCAUCGGAAGAAAGUGAAGAAAAGUUUCUGCAUUAUGCAAGAUGUUUGCCCAAGUUCGGAUCGAAUGGUCUGUUCCAGAGUGACGAAGAUGAUGACCAUUACGAUGCAUUUGGAGAAGAAUAUACGGAAGCGAUAAAGGCAAUCCGCAGUCAAGCAAAGUCUUGCAAAGAUUACAUUUACGAGGUUUUGAUAGGUGAGAGCCCAUUAGAAGAUCAAGCGCCGACAAUUCCUCUGCUCUGGGCUAUAUCAAUGGUACAGACUCGAACACAUGGCUUUGGCAGCAAUCGAGGCCGGUGGCUGACACCGAUUUUCGACUUUGCGAAUCAUUCGCCAAAUCCGAACAGCAAACUAGAAGGAGAUUCUGAUGGUAGGCUUGUACUCAGAGCUUUGAAAGCAAUAGAUGCAAACGAGGACAUCACAAUUGACUAUCAAGUUCCAGACGAUUCCAAACUUCGCGCUACCUAUGGCUUCUCACUUCUUCAUGCCCCGAGAAAUACUGUAUGA